AUGGCCGCGCAGGUCGCCGCGGUGCCGCGGGCCCCGGAGGAGCCGCCGCCGCCCUCAGCGGACCGGCCCGCCCGGCCCCGCGGACCCCGCCGCCGGCGGGCGGCACCCGGUGAACCGCCGGCCGCUAAGCGAGCCCGGCCGAGCCAGGCGCUGCUGGCGGGGCCCGGCCCGGCGGAGCCGCUGCCCCCACCCGCCCUCCCCGCCGCCGCGGGGCUGUUCACGUUCUCCCCGCUCAGCCUCCCGCCUCCCGGGGAGCGCCGACACCACCACCGGCACCACGCCGAGCCCGCCGGCCACAAGGCGAGGCGCGGCAGCCCCGCGGACGGCGCGGCGGGGCGGCCCAGCCAGCGAGAAACUCCAGAUGAAAAUGGCAAAAGCCAGCGAGCUGACAGUCUUAUUAUGAAGAAGAUAAAGAAAAAAAAGAAAAAGAAACACCGGGAAGAUGUGAGGGGAAAACGCCUGAAGAUGUACAACAAAGAGGUGCAGACAGUGUGUGCUGGGCUCACUCGCAUUGACAAGGAGACUCUGUCUCAAGGACAGUGUGACAGCCUGGAAAUGAGCAAGGAAUCCUUCAGGUACCUGAAGGAUGAGCAGCUGUGCAGACUGAACUUGGGCAUGCAGGAAUACCGGAUACCCCAGGGAGUCCAGACCCCCUUUGUGACACACCAGGAGCACUCUGUCCGCAGCAGCUUCCUGAAGACUGGCACUAAAUUCAGUAACUUCAUUCACGAGGAGCAUCAGUCCAAUGGAGGUGCCCUGGUCCUGCAUGCUUACAUGGAUGAACUCUCAUUUUUGUCUCCAGUGGAGAUGGAGAGAUUUGCAGAAGAGUUUCUUGCGUUGUCAUUCAGUGAAAAUGAUAAAAAUGCAGCUUACUAUGCUUUAGCCAUAGUGCAUGGAGCAGCUGCCUAUUUACCAGACUUCCUGGAUUACUUUGCUUUUAAUUUUCCAAACACUCCAGUAAAAAUGGAAAUUUUGGGCAAGAAGGACAUUGAAACUACAACAAUUUCAAAUUUUCACUCUCAGGUCAAUCGGACGUACUGCUGUGGCACCUACAGAGCAGGACCCAUGCGCCAGAUCAGCCUGGUGGGAGCAGUGGAUGAAGAAGUGGGGGACUACUUCCCAGAAUUCCUAGAUAUGUUGGAAGAAUCUCCAUUUCUUAGAAUGACUUUGCCCUGGGGGACUCUUUCCAGUCUCAGACUGCAGUGCAGGUCCCAGAGUGAUGAUGGGCCCAUCAUGUGGGUGAGGCCGGGAGAGCAGAUGAUCCCCACAGCUGAUAUGCCAAAAUCACCCUUCAAACGGCGCCGGUCCAUGAACGAGAUCAAGAACCUGCAGUACCUACCUCGGACCAGCGAGCCCCGCGAGGUCCUGUUCGAGGACAGGACCAGAGCUCACGCUGACCACGUGGGGCAGGGCUUUGACUGGCAGAGCACAGCUGCUGUCGGGGUGCUCAAGGCUGUGCAGUUUGGGGAAUGGAGUGACCAGCCUCGUAUAACCAAAGAUGUGGUUUGUUUUCAUGCUGAAGACUUCACUGACGUUGUGCAGAGACUUCAGCUGGACCUGCAUGAACCUCCAGUGUCUCAGUGUGUUCAAUGGGUGGACGAAGCCAAACUAAACCAAAUGAGACGGGAAGGCAUUCGCUAUGCUAGGAUUCAGUUGUGUGACAAUGACAUCUACUUCAUCCCUAGAAAUGUCAUUCAUCAGUUCAAAACAGUGUCAGCAGUCUGCAGCUUAGCCUGGCACAUCAGACUCAAACAGUAUCACCCCGUGGGGGAGACUUCUCCAAAAGCAGAAAGCAAUUCAAGCCUGAACAGUGAUGUUCCUGGAAAUACAGAGGCAGAAGGUGAACCCCAAGGAGUGAGUGUAAAAAUAGAGUCUGAAGAACCAGGUAUAGAAAUUCAGCUCUCCUCUGUUUCUUCAAUAUCAGGACUUGUGCAACCAGAUCAGGUGGCGCAGCCCCUUCCAGGUUUUAAAAUAGAGUCUGAUCAGCAACACAAUCCACAGGAUCAUGCAGGCUCUUCUGUGUGAUAUGUAUAUAUUCAAACAUUUUUUAAACAACUUUUUAAAAUUUUGAUGUGAAGUUAUAGUUUUAUAACUGGCUUAUGUUUUAUUGGAGAAAUCUUGCCUAUAAUUCUAUAAAGAAAGGUGACAUUCCAAAAUGUCAAGCAUAUCUUUUUUACACAGAUUAUGCAAAAUUCAAGUUGUAUUUUAACCCCUUAGUACAACCUGUAACAGUGGUCUACCACUUCUUUCUGUUUAAGUAAAGAGAUGUUGAAUAUCUUCUCAAAAUCAGAUUGAAAUUCCUCCAGGAAUAUGAAAUGAUUGAGCUCCAUUGGUCAGUGUUAUUUCCCUACUUUUACUUUAUCUCUAAUCUUCACCAGAAAGUGAUGCUUUUGUAGAAGACUUGCAAAGUGAUUUCCCCAUCUCAUUUUAAUUGCUUAAAAAAGGAAAAAAAAAAAUGGAAAAAAAAAAAGAAAAAAGAAAAAAUAGAGAAAGCACAGCACUUUUGAUGAUUUGUGGAAUUUUCGGUAUGUCUGUUCUUGACAUGUUGGUUUAUAUACAAGCUAUAGAAAUUGAUGUUUCUUACAGUUCCUACAAGGGUGACCUGUAAAAAGAACUGAAGCAAGUGUCUGAUUCCUGUUGAAAUGCAAUGACUUACUGACCUAACACUUCUCAUAGCACUGCUUAUGUUGUUUGGUGUGGGGGUUUUUGCUUCCAAAAUACAUCUUCCCUGAAUGUGAUAAAUGCUAGUGUCAAAAUUAGAGAACCUCUUGGUAGUCUUGUGGAGGAAACUGCUAUCUUUGAGCACUUUAAGGCUUUAAAAUACUUAACCAACUUGGCAGCUUGUUUUGAUCGGGUCGUAACGUGUCCAAUGGAUCCACAAUUUCCCUUGUACUGAUGCACUUAAUAUAAUAAGCAUUGAGCUGAUACCUGACUCCCUAGAAUAAGGACAGCCUUACUGUGUAAGUUCUGUAUUAGUAUUUCACAAUAAAAAGUAUUUUGGCGUUGGACUGCUUUUUCCAUGUGUAGCUCCUGGGUGCCCAGUUACUGUGGAAAAAUCAGCAGCACGUGCUCAAUGUGUAGAGUGUCAGCUAUCAACAGUUUUUAAACAAUCUUUCAAUAUUUCUGGAUGUUAACGUGUAACCUGUAUUUGACUUUCACUCACCCCAUUUAUUACUGCCCUUUCCAGUCAUCAAAAGGAAAAGUCCCUUUUCCCUCCUCCCCCCUCCCCACAUUUAGAGUACAAGUUGGGGUUUGGUGCAACUUAAGCUGUCUCCAGAUAACUUUAUUUGUUCUAAUCCUCACUGGGGAGGAAAGAUUUGAAACACUAUGUUAGACUAGACAAAAGCAAAGAUGCUGUGUUAGUUCUGGAUGCAUCUUUUUAAUAUCAAUUAUUACUCUUCUCUUUAUAAGGGUCUCUAAAAUAUGUUACUCUAUUAUAAAUCUUACUUUGUGCAAUAUUGUUUGUGUAGGCUUUUAUAUACAUAUUAGCACCUCAGUGUAGAGGUCACUAUUUUAAACUGAUAGAGAAAUAAUCCUCAGAAGAUACUGCAGUGAUUAGUUAGAACCUGUAUUACUCCUUAUGUGUAUGUAUGUAUUGUCUUCGGUACAAAAAUGAGGACUAGGAAAUAUUUCAAUUUAAAACUAAUUUACAGAUUGAAGUGGUAGUGACUCGUUUAGUAAUCUGUGUAAAUAAGGUGUUAGAAUGGAAAGCUUUUAUGAUGAGAAGUAAUGUGAUUCAUGCAGGGGUGUAAUUUAAUCUUAGCAGAAAUUCUAGAUGACUCAGCGCGGCUCAGAGAUGAGCCGUCAGUUCUCUGGUGGGUUUUUUCCACUUUUUAUGUUGAGAGGAAUUUCAUAGCUUUAAGGGUUGUGCAAAGUAAAAUUCCUCACAGGCAAUAGUGGUUUCAGUUCAUCCUUCACAUUCAAAGAUUCCCCAGGGGUGUUCUUUCCUUUUGACCAAGUCUGCGAGUCUUCCACGUGCCUGUUCCGCCUCUCCCGUGCUGCUCCUGCCCGUCCCGUCCCCGGGGUGCCUUCCCUGGUCCCUGGCAGCCAGCACUGAUCUCUCAGGAACUGUCACACCUGCAGGGACCUGCAGAGGCAGAGCAAGCAGGGCGAGAGCCCUCGUGCACCAACCUGUUUGUUUGUUGGGAAAAUUGCAAUGGAAGGAAGAGGGAAUCCAUUUGGAAGUCCUCUGUAAAUUCUAACAGCACGUUUUCAAGUGGAUGAAGGCUUAGGGUGGUUUGUGCUGCUUUCCAAGCUGUAGCUUUAGUGAAAUCUGUGACAACAGCCUAUAGUACCAGGAAAAUGCUGACUUCCUCCUGCAUGGAGGGACAUGACCAGUAGCGUCAUGCUCUCUGUGCUCUGCUCAGUUACUAACUUAAAACCUAAUGUCAGAUUUAAAUGCACAUAAAUAAAGGUAUCUUUGAAUGACCUGAA
Messenger RNA from Lonchura striata (white-rumped munia), 4434 nucleotides. RefSeq names its product round spermatid basic protein 1 (gene RSBN1). NCBI's taxonomy places the organism in Eukaryota, Metazoa, Chordata, Aves, Passeriformes, Estrildidae. Gene Ontology annotation, cellular component: nucleus. The record is from RefSeq and is a predicted model, not a curated record.